CGCGGCGGCUGCGCUCGCCGGAGGAGCGUGCAGCAGGAUGAAUCCCGCGCGCUCCCCCGUCGAACGUGGCCCCGGCGGCAGUGCUCAUGGCGCAUCAAGGGAAGGAGGAUGGGCACACCGGCCACCGUGGCAUGAAGGGCGACGGCGACCCGCGCGGCGUCGGCCACACAGGUGCGCGUCCAUUCUAGCCGCGGCGGCAGCUCAAGUUCUUUUCGCGCGUCGUCCCGAGGACGGCGGCGUCACGGCGUCUCCGCCCUCGCACCGUGGUGGAUGCAGUGCGGGCCCCGAAGGGAAGAGGCGGCUACGCAGCGCAUUAGAUCAAAACCAACAGGUUUCUCUCGGAAACAGGCAGGUGGGAAUCUCUGCCGGUCUCCACGUGCCAGCUCCCGCUGGAGCGGGCGAUGGUGCUGGACCGGGAGGUGGUGGCCUUCGGCGGCCGCCUGUGGUGGCUGGACGCGACCUGCGGCGCCAUCUCCGCCGACCCCUUCAGCGACCGCCCGGAGCUCUGCUUCGUCGAGCUGCCGAGGGGCAGCGUGCUGCCGGCCGCCGCCCCACGGGACUGUCCCGAUUGCGGGGACCCCUGCGGCGGCUGCGGCACAUCGAAGCACCGGCGCCUGUGCGUCAGCCAAGGGCGGCUGCGGUACAUCGAGGUCUCUCAAGAAGAGCCAUUUGUGCUCAGCUGCUUCGUGCUCGACAACAAUGGCACCGGCUGGACGCUGGAGCACCGGCUCGACCUCAGCCGCUACGAGACUCACCGGUACGGCCACCCGUGGCUACCCUUAAAGGGGGAUAACACGCCACAAGUUGGGUUUCUUGACCCACUUACCGCCAAUGUUGUCUACAUGUCGGCCUGCAUCACCACUCUUGAGGGUACGCCACGAGUCGUCUUCGUCGUGGACAUGAAGAUAGACCUUCCGUUUCGGAGUUAUGCGUAUAGAUCGGGCGAACCCUGCUUCGUACCUUGUGUUCUUCCGCCGUGGCUUGGAUCGAGCCAGAUCCCUUCUGCAGGCAACAAAGGUGUUAAGAAGAACAAGAGUUUGGCAGAUGUUCUGGUUCGUGCAGACAAUCUGCAGAAGAGAUGAAGGUUUCAUUAAACUAACAGCAGCUGUUGCUAUAGUAAAUUAGGAAGCUGAUGGUGUGGUAUCUUUGGGAACCGGAGAAGUCAGGGUCUGCUAAGAGUUUGCCGAUCAACUCGCCAUAUCUUGUCUUGGUGGUGAUCUGGGAGUUCUUUCAGACUUCGGGUUCGUGGUAGAACAUUCCAGUAGAACUGCAAAAUUAGUUCAGCAUGCAACAACUAUCAUGAAACAUCAUCGUGUUCUUGUAUGCCUUGUUUAGUAGCAAGACAUUGCAUCUGCAGGAAAAGGUUGAUGCUUCUACAUGUUAACUCUUACGAUAACUCUUAUAUAUUUAUGGAUCUAUGCUUA
Triticum dicoccoides is the source of this 1424-nucleotide messenger RNA. RefSeq lists its product as uncharacterized. Bases 402 to 1082 code for a protein of 226 amino acids. The transcript has 4 exons. NCBI's taxonomy places the organism in Eukaryota, Viridiplantae, Streptophyta, Magnoliopsida, Poales, Poaceae. The record is from RefSeq and is a predicted model, not a curated record.